Epinephelus lanceolatus (giant grouper) is the source of this 2028-nucleotide messenger RNA. RefSeq names its product uridine phosphorylase 1-like. The record is from RefSeq and is a predicted model, not a curated record. Gene Ontology annotation, molecular function: uridine phosphorylase activity. Gene Ontology annotation, cellular component: cytoplasm; cytosol. NCBI's taxonomy places the organism in Eukaryota, Metazoa, Chordata, Actinopteri, Perciformes, Serranidae. Gene Ontology annotation, biological process: nucleotide catabolic process; uridine catabolic process.
CCUUCAGUCGAGCAACAACAUACCAGGAGUAAACAACUGUGUGGUGUUUGUGUUGUAGUUUUCUGACUUGUUUUGCUGAUCACAAAGUAAGAUGAAUCCAAAGGAUGUGUCAUGCAGCAGUUAUGUGCACAACCCUUACCUGGAUGGACUGAAAGAUGACAACCUCUACCACUUUGCUUUAGGAACAGGAACUCACAACCUACCAGCGAUGUUUGGUGACGUCAAAUUUGUGUGUGUCGGGGGCAGUCCUCGCAGAAUGAAAGCAUUCACUGAGUACAUUGCUGCUGAGCUCGGUAUGGAAGACCCGAAAUCAGAGUACCCAAACAUCUGUGCUGGAACAGACCGCUAUGCUAUGUACAAAGUCGGCCCUGUUCUGUCAGUCAGUCAUGGGAUGGGCAUACCAUCUAUUGCCAUAAUGUUGCAUGAGCUAAUAAAGCUCCUCCAUCACGCACAUUGCACAGAUGUUACAGUUAUACGCAUUGGAACAUCAGGUGGAAUAGGGCUUGAGCCUGGCACAGUUGUCGUCACCAAGCAGUCCAUGGAUGCCACCUUCCAGCCCAAGUUCGAGCAGGUGAUCCUGGGGAAGACGGUGGUGCACGAUACUGAUCUGGACCAAUGCUUGGCUGAGGAGCUGCUGCAGUGUGGCAAGGAGCUGAACCAGUUUGAGACUGUGAUUGGCAACACCAUGUGUACACUGGAUUUCUAUGAAGGACAAGCUCGUUUGGAUGGAGCUUUCUGCUUCUACACUAAGGAGGACAAAAAGGACUACCUCAAAAAAGCCAGUGAAGCAGGAAUCUGCAAUAUUGAAAUGGAGUCUUCAGUUUUUGCUGCUAUGUGCAAGCUGAGCGAUCUACGAGCGGCUGUGGUUUGUGUGGCAUUACUGGAUCGGCUGAAGGGGGAUCAGCUCAGCAGCUCUCAUGAAGUUCUUCGCGGUUACCAAAAACAUCCUCAGAUUCUGGUUGCUCACUACAUCAAGAAGCAGCUAAAGGCCAAAGCAGUUUGUAGCUAAGUGCAAGCCCACAUAAAAUUCUGGGUAUCCUCUCCUGAAAACAUGGUGCUAUGCAAUAACUCAGCUUUAAACAUUUUUUAAACAUUCUUUCCUGCUCACAAAUAGCCAUACCUUUAAUACCUCUAGAUUAAAAUUUGAAAUAUUGCAAUGACUUUUAUUCUUUGACACUGUCCUUAUAUGUCCUGGACUAUUUUACUUUUGUAUUUAACUUAGGUCUUAGAGAUCUUAUCACAGUUUAUUUCCCUUGAUAUAAGGGUGGAGGAGCUCACUUGAAGACACAAGUGAUGCUCUGGACAUGCAAAUGUCUGUCUUUCAUUCCUAACUGAUGACAAUCCCACCCUGAAAAGUGUCCCAUCAUUUGCUGGUUUGACCAGGCCUGAUUCAAAACCACAAUUUCUGAUGGGCUUUAAACCUCAAAUGUUGAGGCCACCCAAAUAAUAUAAGGUGGAGCAGACACCUCUCUUCGUCAGGGAAGUGGUACAGCAAUAGUUUAAGUGUGAGGUAGUCUUUGGACCAAGCAAUGCUCACAAAAAAUGUUUGGAGAUUACAGAGGCGAUUACAUCAUUACAUCAUAUAAGGUGUUUUAAUAAAUCUCUCUUUUAGUGACCUAAAACUAUUUGCAUGUGGACAAGAGGCCAAAACCUAAAGGAAAUACGUCAUGUUUAAGGCUGCCUUUGUUUUUUACAACAUGUGAAGUUUCUUUUCAAUAAAACCUGAACUUGAUGACUUUUAGGGAGUCUAUGUUUACAACGGUGCUGUAACAAAAUCAUCUCAUUGUCUAGAAAUAUUUCAUGGAAACUGUAAACUGGUGAUGAUGAAUGGUGUAUGGUUGUUAAAAAAAUAUGUAUCAUCUGGAGUGUGUUUUAUGCAGAAUUUAUGUUGCUUGUUUUUCUUACAAUUAGGCCUCUCUAAUGUUUCUACAAGUUUCAUUCAGAACCUAAAAACUGCAACAAAAUGUCACUAAAUGUAAGGGUAAAAGGGUAAAAGACACUGAAUGUAUUAAAACCACUAAAUCCUCA